AACCAAUUGUCACCACGGUUGGCUGCCCAGCGCAACCUCAUUUAAACUCCUCUUUGUAAAACCAACAACUUGUCACUCCCUACCUUACUCUGCUUGCCGCCCAACUAAUGAGAGGGGGCCUCCAUUUAUAUCUUAACAUCACCACAGCUGAUUCCACAUCAGGUGUGACAUAUCAACGCUCCACAAACAAUCCUCUCUUUCCAUUCAAAUGCACAUCAUUAAUACUAAACCCUAAAAUUUCAGUCUUCCAUAAAUAUACGCAUUCAUAGGUAGUUCCAAGAUAUUUUUGUGUGAAGAAGACUCUGAACUCAAACAAUGGGAAAGGGUUGGGCAGUGAAGGUGAUGAUGAUGAGUUUGGUGGUGGUGGUUGGUGCGGGUGAUGAGAGUGGGUUAGCCAAAGAGUGCAGCAAAGAUUUACAGAGCGUGAUGACUUGUUUGAGCUUUGCGCAAGGGAAGAUGGAGAAACCUUCAAAGGAGUGUUGCAGUUCGGUUUCGAGUAUAAAAGAAGAAGAACCAAAGUGUUUGUGUUAUAUUCUUCAGCAGACCCAGGCAUCCGGGGCUCAGAAUCUUAAGAGCUUAGGCGUUCAGCAAGAUAAGCUUCUUCAACUUCCUUCUGCUUGCCAGUUGAAGAACGCUAGCGUCACUGACUGCCCAAAGCUUCUUGGAUUAGCACCAAACUCACCAGACGCGGCUAUAUUUACAAAUUCUUCCUCAACACCGACGACGCCAUCCACCGGGACACCGUCAAGUGCUUCAGAGAAUGCUGAUAAUAACUCCGGUGGAACAAAGUUAGAAACUGCUCACUUGGUUGGUUUCACGUUACUGGUUGCAUCGGCAUCAUUUUUGUAUGCACUCCCACCGGGAUUGGCUUCCCUGUUUUAGGCGGUGUGCAUGCAUGGGAUGGGAGUGAACUAAAAAUGCUUGAAAUUCCUUUUGUUUUCGUGUUUUGUUUCAGCUGCACCUGCAACAUGAUUUUACCAUUCUUGUACUUACUUUCUUAACUUCAAUCAUCAUAUUUAGGGGAGAUGUUAACUCUAGGUACUUGUUUCAUGAUUUUUUUUUUUUAAUAAUAAUUCGACUUGGGUGAUUGUUUGAA
Molecule: messenger RNA, 1096 nt
Organism: Gossypium arboreum
Lineage: Eukaryota; Viridiplantae; Streptophyta; Magnoliopsida; Malvales; Malvaceae
Product: non-specific lipid transfer protein GPI-anchored 1
Exons: 2
Coding region: 316-882 (188 amino acids)
Source: RefSeq, a predicted model, not a curated record